Messenger RNA from Didymodactylos carnosus, 2934 nucleotides. The record is from the annotation of a GenBank genome assembly. Lineage: Eukaryota; Metazoa; Rotifera; Eurotatoria; Philodinida; Philodinidae.
AUGGCACUUAGUGAUGUUGUUCUCGAUUUUUAUGAAAUGACCAAUAGUAAUCGCGUUGAUAUGAGUGAUUUUGAAUUAAUGAAAGUUCUAGGGACAGGAGCGUAUGGCAAAGUAUUUUUAGUUCGAAAAAUUACCGGUUCAGAUAUAAAUAAGUUAUAUGCAAUGAAAGUAUUAAAAAAAUCGGCAAUAUUACAAAAAGCUAAAACAGCCGAACAUAUCAAAACUGAACGACAAGUAUUAGAAGCAAUUAGACAAAUACCAUUUCUUGUCUCGUUACAUUAUGCAUUUCAAAGUGAUGCAAAACUUCAUCUUGUUAUGGAUUAUGUUAGUGGUGGUGAAUUAUUUACACAUUUGAAUCGUCGACAACAUUUUUCAGAACCGGAUGCAAAAAUCUAUACAGCAGAAUUAACAUUAGCAUUAGAUCAUUUACAUAAGCUUGGAAUUAUUUAUCGUGAUAUUAAAUUAGAAAAUAUUUUACUCGACAGUGACGGACAUAUUGUUUUGGCCGAUUUUGGUCUAAGUAAAGAAUUUCGUCCAGAUGAUGCUGAUAAACGAACAUACUCAUUUUGUGGAACAAUCGAGUACAUGGCCCCCGAAGUGGUGAAGGGUGGAGAUAAUGGACAUGAUUUUGUUGUUGAUUGGUGGUCGUUGGGUGUGCUAACUUUCGAACUGUUAACCGGAGCAUCACCCUUCACCGUUGAUGGAGAUCGAAACACACAACCCGAAAUUUCAAAACGUAUACUUCGUAAUCAACCAUUGAUACCUUCUUAUGUUUCAAAAACAGCAAAAGAUUUUAUACUCAAAUUAUUAUUGAAAAAUCCAAGACGACGUUUAGGUGCUAAAGGAUCAGAUGAUGUCAAAAAACAUCCAUUUUUUAAUGGCAUUGAUUGGAAUGCAUUAGCAGAAAAACGAGUACCAGCUCCCAUAAAACCAAAACUUCGAGACGAAAUGGAUACAAGUAAUUUUGCCGAAGAAUUUACUCGUUUACCAAUUACAGACUCACCUGGUCUCGCGCCACCAACCGAAAGUUUAUUUAGAGGUUAUUCAUUCAUUUCACCAUCAGUGUUAUUUGGUCCAGAAAAUGCAGUUAAUGAAGAAUUAUAUAAUUUAUUACGUUUAACAAAUCAUCAAAGACCAGAUCCGUCACAACUACACCGUUUAAUCAAAACAAGUUCAUUUUUCUUUAAUUAUGAAUUAGUCGAUAGAGAAGGUUUUCUUGGUGAAGGAAGUUAUUCCAUAUGCAGACGUUGUCGAAAUCGUCGUACUCAAGAAGAAUUUGCUGUUAAAAUUGUUUCCAAUCGCCAAAAAGUCGACACUCAGAAUGAAAUAGAGUUGUUAACACUAUGUCAAGGACAUCCGAAUAUUGUUCAGUUACACGAAGUAUUUCGUGAUGAGCUUCAUACCUAUAUCGUCAUGGAAUUACUCACUGGUGGUGAAUUAUUUUAUCGUAUUCGUACUCAAGCAACAUUUUCAGAAAAAGAAGCUAGUCAAUUAAUGAAAAAACUUGUAUCAGCUGUCAGUUAUAUGCAUAGUCAAAAUUUAUGUCAUCGAGAUCUCAAACCAGAGAAUUUAUUGUUUUCAAAUGCACAACCACAAGCAGAAAUUAAGAUUAUCGAUUUUGGUUUUGCUAAAAAACGUGUUAAACAACAACAAAUGAUAACGCCAUGUGGUACAUUGGGAUAUACUGCUCCUGAAGUUUUACGAGCCGCCACAGUAAUUCAGACAAAUUUACCAUCUGGUUCUUCAUCUUCCACAUCUUCAGCAACAUCCCAAAUAGUCUCAUCGUCAUAUGGUUAUGAUGAAUCAUGCGAUUUAUGGAGUCUAGGAGUCAUUUUAUAUACAAUGUUAAGCGGUGAAGUACCAUUUAAUUCAUUGACACAAUUUCGUUCUGCUGAGGAAAUUGUUGAUGAUAUAACACGUUCAAAAUUAAGUUAUUCAUCACCAGCAUGGAAAAAUGUAUCACAAAAUGCCAAAGAUCUUGUUAAAGGUUUAUUAACCGUAGAACCGUCGAAACGUUUGACAAUCAAAGAUCUAGCACGAAAUAACUGGUUACGUGGUUCAAAUGUUUCUACACACGAACAACAAUUAUUAUUAACACCUGGAAUUCUAUCACUAGCAUCACGGUCAUUAAUUGUUCGUGCGGUAAAUGUAACAAUGAAAGCAUUUCAAAAAGCACAACAAUUUCAGUUAUCUUCGGUACACGAUGGACUCUUAGCCCGUCGACGUCGUACAAAACGAUCUACUGAUUCAUCAUCUUCCACAUCUUCGUCUACAUUACUGACAUCACCAACAAUAAACAAUAGUAACAAUAAUAAUCAUCAUCAUCAUUCAAUGAAUUCUAGUACUGGUAAUAUCAAUAAUAAUACAUCGACAACAAAUCUACUACCCCAUACGAGGCGUCGUUGUGAAAAUGGUGUAUGUCGAUGUCGUCAUGCAUGUCCACAGCAAAAACAACUCACAACGUCAGUCUCACAAGCGCAAGCGUUUGAUUUUAGUGACGAACGUGUUCAUCAAUUAAUGAAUAACAAUCAUUGUACAUCAAAAUCAAGACAACAACAUCAACAACAACAACCACCACCACUACUCAUUUUAAACGGUCAUUCUGUACAGCAUCAACAACAGUCAUAUCAAUACAAUACAAGAUCACGAGCAGCACAUGAGUUUUUACAUCCAUCCAAUAUAUUUCCAACUAUGAAUCAUCUUUUAUUACCCCCUCCACCUUCGUCCAUUGUUCAACAUACAAUAACACCACUAACAGUAACAACAACAAACGGUUUUACUCCUAAUCAGACACUAGAUCAUUUAGAUAAUAAUAAACGUAAUCAUACUCAAUUAAUAGAAAAUAUUAAUAGUAAUAAUAAUAAUAACACCGGUUCAAAUGGACCGUUAGCAAAAAAAAUGAAGCGCUCAGGAACUAUUGUCUUAGAUGAUUGA